AUUUAGUGAAAUGGGUCUAUUUACACUGCAAAAUUGCGGUGCACCAAAAUUGCUGUGGAGUUUGUGCUUAUUUGACUUAUAUAUAAAAUUUAUAACUUGAUUCUUAAAGUUGGUUGCCUAUUCUAGAGUUUCUGGUUAUCAUUUUAUCUAUAAUCUAAGUGAAAUGCGGCUCUAUCAAUUAAUGUCAUUAACAGUCUAUUACAUUAUUAACGGGGCGAAGCGUUGAAAACAAAUUUAAGAAAUUGUUUACUGCGCAGCCUUUAACGGUCUAAUUCAGCGCCAAACAAUUCUUGUUAAUGGUCUAUUUCAGUAGUAAUGGCGCGAAGCGUCAAAAAAUCUUUAACUGUUAUGAAAUCCUUAACUGAGCUGUGAAGUCGUUAAUGAUCAUUUAACGGCAUUAACGGUUUGUAAAAUCGUUAACGACAUUAGCAGUUGAACUAUGUAUUCUGAGGAGAACCCAGAUUCUUUAACGGCUGGACAAAUUCCAACUUUUUUAAUCAAAAUUUAAAGAAGCUGGUAAUGGCACUGGCAGUGGUUCCUGGCUAUAUUAGCAGAAGAAUUGCUAGAAUUCAAGGACAAUUACCCGAGAACUGGCCUCUUUCCUUAUCCUACCCUGCUCCCUCGGGUUACAUGGAGACCAGAACCAUUCUCAGGUUGUUGAAAAUGAAGGAGGAAAACUCUUGCGAGAAAGAUAGUUUCAAGGUUCUUGUAAACCCUGUUUUAAAAAACAAAAAUGAACAACAUGGAACCCCUGCCAGAGAAAGUCAAGCGGAACCGGGUUUGAGUGAGAGUACCAGGAAUAACGGGCAGGCCGGGCCACCUGAUGACGUAGAUGGUUUGGUACAAGACGUCCUGGUUCCUAUCUCCAAAAUGGUUUUUCUUAAAAUAAUUUUCAUCGAUAUUGGGAUCACAGCAGGAGAUGUUGCAACAGAUUUAAUCCAGGGUCUGAGCUUGACAUUUGAUGGAGCAUGGAACCUUCAGUCCACUUGGGUUUAUGGUCUUGUUAUCUGCUUAGUAAUGUGGCUUCCAGCGCCCAUAGCCAUUUUAGUGUACUCUGACGUCAUCAAAUCCAGUUCAAAAUGGCCGCUUACCAUAUUUAAAUGGAUCUUAUUUAUCCUUUUCUUCCCUCUGGUUCCUAUUGUCAUGUUCCUUCAAAUUCUCUUCACUAAUAGAAGAUUCUCUUCCGGAGAUGAACUUGUCAGUUUUGAGUUAUUGGAAAAGAGAGCCAGAGAGCUGAAAUCAAUAACAGGUGCAAUAGAGUCACCAGUUCAAGCUGUAAUUAUUUUCUGGUUAAUGCUACGGGGUGUUUUAACCCUUCCUUGGUCCCAGCCUCCAACCUCAGCAUGUGUAGAGGACUCCUUAGGUCGUGUGGCCUGUUUGCCAAGUAUCCCAAUAUUCUCUUUGAUUUUCUCCUUCCUCUCCAUUAUUAAAUCUCUUUUCGACCUAAACAUUCAUCCUCUUCUUCAAGGUUUUCACAACAAUGCGAAGAAUUUCAAGUUUAGUUUACAUUUCUUCCUCUGCUCAUUUCCCUUCUACCUUUGCAGUACAGUGUUCAGGUAAAAGAGUCAAUCAAUAAAGUUUUGUAAAAUCCAUUAAUCAAUCAAACAAAUUGAAGAAAAAAAUGUAUUGAAAUUAAACUGGUUUUUGACCAAGAGUCAGAAGAAGAGGCGGUUACUCGAGCUAAUAUUUACAGGGCCAAAAAAUUGUUUAG
This is a messenger RNA of Eurytemora carolleeae, 1711 nucleotides long. RefSeq lists its product as uncharacterized. The transcript is spliced from 12 exons. Lineage: Eukaryota; Metazoa; Arthropoda; Copepoda; Calanoida; Temoridae. The record is from RefSeq and is a predicted model, not a curated record. Bases 520 to 1560 code for a protein of 346 amino acids.